AUGGAUCCAAACACGAACCUCAGCAACGUUUUCGAUUUCCCGGAUCUUCCAAUGGCUCUACCAAAAAUUGAAAUUCCCGAUACUCCCGAAUUCCCGAUGCACUCACCUUCUCUCGAUCUUCAACACUUCGAUCCGCCGCGCAAUCUGGUCCCACAUCUUGCACGUCGUUGGAGCUGCGACGACUCAAAGCAUGCGGUCGACGAACUGCCCGCCUCCUACUACCAUAACCUCGGGUUCGCUCUGCAUAACCACAUUCAAAUGUCGAAUCAGCGUUAUUUAUCGGAUUUUAAUUGUCCUUCAACGGUUUCAACAAUCCCAUCUGCACACGAUUCGGGCCAACUUCCACCAUUGUCUCCGUACGAUCAUAUUGGUGUUCAGGAUCCGCAUUUGUUCUCGUCUCAUGCUUAUGGUAAUUCGAUGAUUCCAGACAGCUCAUAUUUCGAUAAUGGCUCUCGCUCGAUAUCUGCACCAACCAUUGGAAAUCCAGUCAUUAUAUCUUCGGCAAUGUCGAGUGGCAACUCUCAAUCGUGUGGUGGAAAACGGCGAUUCCGUACCAAUUUCACAGAGCACCAAUCCUUAUUCCUCGAAGACUCAUUCAAGGAGUCACACUACCCGGACCACAAAGCCAAGCGUCACAUGGCUGAUUUUCUCAACAUUCCUGAAGAUCGCAUCACAGUUUGGUUCCAAAACCGCCGUGCCAAAUGGCGAAGAAAGGAGCACCGUCAAAGGGAUCACAACCGCAGCACUGAGACAUUCUCAAAUACUCCAAACACGUCGUUUGACUAUCCAUGCUUCGCCGGGCACUCAAACCAAGAAGCUGAUGUUAAGCCUAUGCCAGGUAUAUAUCCAGAUCCAGCACAACAGGGUUCCCAUGAUCAAUUCCAAUUGCCACCAUUGUCCAAUGCCACCGCUGCCUUUUUGAAGAACCUUGACUGA
Caenorhabditis briggsae is the source of this 936-nucleotide messenger RNA. RefSeq names its product Protein CBR-DSC-1 (gene Cbr-dsc-1). NCBI's taxonomy places the organism in Eukaryota, Metazoa, Nematoda, Chromadorea, Rhabditida, Rhabditidae. The transcript has 5 exons. Gene Ontology annotation, biological process: regulation of transcription by RNA polymerase II. Bases 1 to 936 code for a protein of 311 amino acids. Gene Ontology annotation, molecular function: RNA polymerase II transcription regulatory region sequence-specific DNA binding; DNA-binding transcription factor activity, RNA polymerase II-specific. The record is from RefSeq and is a predicted model, not a curated record.